Molecule: messenger RNA, 777 nt
Organism: Fulvia fulva
Lineage: Eukaryota; Fungi; Ascomycota; Dothideomycetes; Mycosphaerellales; Mycosphaerellaceae
Exons: 2
Coding region: 1-777 (258 amino acids)
Source: RefSeq, a predicted model, not a curated record
AUGGCAAACGAUCAAAAGUUAUUGAAGCGUGGUUUCGAUGGUGACACCGUCACCCCUAUACGAUAUCACAGCCCGCCACGCAGACCAGAGGAACAGUUUCCACCGGAAUUGAUCCGCGACAGAGCUCGAGGGCACUUCGCUCCUACGCAUACCCCACUGGAUGCUUGUGCUGCUCAGGACGAAGCUCUGGGUAAAUCGAAAAUACUGGAGGCUGCCGAGCAAGCAGCAAAAUUGCCACGAAGAGACAGCGGUGUGAAUACCGACGCAGCACAAGAAGUGAAAGCUCGCCCGGAAGAAUCUAUGGCUGAAGUAGCUAAGCCAAAGCUGAGUUCGCCAAAACUUGUCAUCAGAGCACCACGGCCAAAAUCACCAAGCAAACAAGAGGUAGCAGUCAAGUCACCUACAUCUUCUCUCGCUAAUGGGAGAUCUUUGACAGCCACCCCAACUGUAACCGUCAGAUCAGCCACGCCACCGCAGCAAAGCAAUAUCACAGCGGCGUCAUCCAUUGCAUCAUCAAUGUCUCCCGAGCAUGGUAGCUCUGGGCGUCGCAAGUCGUCUAGAAGAGGCGCAAUUCGAGAUGAUCUGAAGAUUGACGGAACUGCCGUGCUUGCAGCACAGGCCCCUGAGUACGUGAAGCAGUACCGCGAUGCGAAGGGGAAAUGGUACGAAGUCAUCGGUGCUAUAGAAUGGCCCACCUGGGCUGUUGAUGAGAGGACGAUUGUCAAACAAGCUCAGUCUGGAAGGCGUCAGAGCGCGUAUCGGAAUCGCGACGUCUGA